CAAUCCCCAACUGAUGCUGCUGCUGUGUAUUGGAGCAGGUUACAAACCUCUACUGCAACCACUCCCCAUCUAUUCCCCUCAAUCAAACUCUAAUUUAUCACUUCAUCUCCAACUCCAUCACCCCUCAACUAUAUAUACACACAACCAUUCCAUGCACAACCACAAGCAAAGCACACAAGAAAUACUUUUUAGUUACACAUCGAGCUUCCAUUCUUGCAAGAAGCUGGUAGCAAUUCAUGGAGCUCCUCCCUUGCACUGCCAUCCUCCUACUCCUCUCUUCCUCGCUCGCAGCGGCUAUAUCGCCGGCGGGGACGAUUGAACGCGUGACGAAGCAGCAGAUCCUGGCGAGCAUCCCGCAGGCCGGGGGCCCGCCCGUGCUGUUCCUCAAGUCGCCGUCCGGCAAGUACGCGGCCUACUUCGUGCGCACCCACACCGUGCCGGGCGCCGGCGGGCUGGGCGCCGACUUCUGCUACGUCGAGGUGGUCGAAGCAACGGCCGCCCACGGCGGCGCCGAGGGCGAGGUGGAGGCCGCUGGCGGCACGAGCGUGUGGGAGUCUGAGUGCCGGCCGGUUAGCACGGUGAACACGUGCGCGCUGCUCUUCUCGUGGGACGGGCUGGAGGUGUUCGACGGCAGUGAGGAGGUGUGGCACGGCGAGACCAACCGCGACGGCACCAACUUCCUCCAGACCCUCGAGCUCGUCGACGACGGUGACAUGCGCAUCCGCGACAAGGACGGCGAGCUCGCCUGGCGUGCCAGCGACGAGCCGCGCCACGCGCAGCGGUGCGGCGCGCCGGGCUCCCCCGGGCUCGCCGCCGCGCUCCCGCCCUUCGCAGAGCCCCUCGGCGCGCACAGCAGUAAUCUGCCCUUCGGCCAGGUACCAGACGGCAACGGCCACUCGGUCGAGCUGCCUACGGGAGAGCUGCCGCAGGCGGCCGAUGUCGGCGGAGGAGCAGCGGCCUUCGGUGGCGCCACGACAGGACUGGUCGGGGCCGCCGGUCAGGGAGAGCACGACGCGGCGGCCGUGGAGGGGUUCGGCAGCCAGCCGCUUGUUGACAACAGCCCCUAUGACAGUGGGGCCUGGAGGGACGGGCCUGGGUCCCACCUCACUGCCAUUGGCGCCGCUCUGUUCAUCUCCGCCCUGCUUGGCGCCAUGGGUGUGGGUCUCUAAUCGAGGCGUCGCUGAUGGUGAUGCAAUUGUUACAAGUCUGCGACGAACUUAUUAAAGAUCGAAGAGGGUGAUAUGUGGUGUUGCAUUUGGUGAUUUCGUCAAGUAUUUUUUUUUGUUUUACUUAUGCAUGUAUCAAAUAUUGCAAGAUAUGAUGUUUGUAUUUGGGUAAUUGGAAUC
Messenger RNA from Phragmites australis (common reed), 1346 nucleotides. RefSeq lists its product as uncharacterized. The coding region runs from base 237 to 1169 and encodes 310 amino acids. The record is from RefSeq and is a predicted model, not a curated record. The transcript has a single exon. Lineage: Eukaryota; Viridiplantae; Streptophyta; Magnoliopsida; Poales; Poaceae.